This is a messenger RNA of Diaporthe citri, 858 nucleotides long. RefSeq lists its product as uncharacterized. Gene Ontology annotation, molecular function: RNA binding; structural constituent of ribosome. Gene Ontology annotation, biological process: cytoplasmic translation; ribosomal large subunit assembly. NCBI's taxonomy places the organism in Eukaryota, Fungi, Ascomycota, Sordariomycetes, Diaporthales, Diaporthaceae. Bases 1 to 858 code for a protein of 285 amino acids. The transcript is spliced from 4 exons. Gene Ontology annotation, cellular component: ribosome; cytosolic large ribosomal subunit. The record is from RefSeq and is a predicted model, not a curated record.
AUGUCGGCGAAGGUUGAGUCCAAGAAGUUCGGCAAGGGCACCCGGACGGUCCCUCACCACUCCGAGAAGGCCCAGAAGUGGUACCCUGCUGAGGCCGAUGCCCAGCCUCGCAAGUCGUGGAGGAGCUUGGAAUCUAUGGACGCGAGGAAUUCGGCGAUAUCAAUGGACUCGGUGGAGACGAGUACGGGGCGCAAUGAGGGCCGUAUAACUCGAAGAGAGCAACACGACAACGACGACAACAAGAGCGGCACCAGCAUCAACGACAAUGCGUCCGAAGUUCAAUCCCGAAAAGAUACUCUAAAUGACGAGAAGGAAACGCUCCGGGGUCUGCGACAGGAAGGGCGGGAUAUCCGGGGCUUGAUGCAGUUGGUCCGCAAGGCCACCCGCGCUUGGCAGCCUCGCAAGUCCCUCCAGCCCGGUACCAUCCUGAUCCUCCUCGCUGGCCGCUUCCGUGGCAAGCGCGUCGUCCUCCUGAAGAACCUCGACCAGGGUGUCCUCCUCGUUACCGGUCCCUUCAAGAUCAACGGUGUGCCCCUGCGCAGGGUAAACUCCCGAUACGUCAUCGCCACAUCCCAGAAGGUUGACCUGGCCGGAGUCGACGACAAGAAGAUCGAGGAGAUCGCUCAGCCCAAGUACUUCGUCGGAGAGAAGACCAAGGAGAAGGCUGGUGAGGAGGCUUUCUUCAAGCAGGGCGAGAAGGCACAGAAGAAGGAGGUUUCCUCCACCCGGGCAGCGGACCAGAAGGCGAUCGACAAGUCCCUGCUGGCAAACAUCAAGAAGGUCGAGUUCCUCGCGAGCUACCUGGCCUCCUCUUUCAGCCUGCGCAAGGGUGACAAGCCCCACGAGAUGAAGUGGUAG